AUAGGAAGGACUGACGAUUGACCUAGUGCCAGCUGUUUACAAUUUACGAGAAUGUGAUUAUAGAAUGGCCGCUAGUUCUUGCCUAAUUUUUGAAAAAGUCGUUGUAGAAGGGUAAAUUAUAAAUUAAACUAAUUGGACUUGAUAUUUCGAGCUAAUCAUGCAUCAUGUAAAUUGAAACAUUGCUGUUUAUGAUAUACAUUUAUUGGAAGAACAAAUAAAUAUUCUGAUUUCUUAGAUUAUACAAAUCAAAAAUAGCCCAGCAUUUUUCAUGUUACAUUAAAAUUCUAAAAUUGAUAUAAAAUGGAGGAAGUUCCCAUAACUUUAUCAAAAAAGGAAAGAAAUUUCCCAACAUUGGACCUCAGUCAAUCCGAUUUGAAUACAUCUGAUCAACCAGUUUUAAUAGUACAGUCUCCAAAAACACCAACACUGUCAAAAAAAUUAAAAGCUGUUAGUCUUGAUUCUGAACCGACACCACAAUCAUCAAAUUUAGAAAUAUCCCGUGAUGUAUUUUCUAUGCCUAAUACCCCCAAAAGACAAAUAAAACCAAAAUUAUCUUGCGAUUUUGAAGAUAGUCCUCAAAAAUCAACACUAGCUCCAGUUUUGAAUUCCAAUUUGAAGAAAUUUGCUUCAAACAAUAGUAUUUCAGGAUCUCAAACCCUCAAAACAUUGCCCGAAGUAAUGACUCUACAAGAUUUUUCUGACGGACCUACAUCAGCACCAGUAAAAUUAAAAGCAAAAGGUCUGUUGGAACGACGAGGCUCAAACGCGAGCCUUACUAUCGAUUUGGGUUCCAACUCUAGCAUUCCUGACGUAAAGCCAGCUGCUUUUAAUCGAUUGAAUACAGCUAAAAGUGUAUCUAACCUGACUUUAUCAACGUUUGAUUCAGACCAAAUCUGCAGUUGUUUGAAGAAGUGCGAGGCUCAAGCCAAAUGUAUUGCCAAUGAUAGGAGAAAGUCACAAGAAGCAUGUGGAAAUUGUACUAUUUAUGAAUCUGUUCCAAGUAUUAUGAGUAGUUGUGAGGCUACCAAGUGUCAGCUUCCGAAAAAAUGUAAUUGUUGUACAAAAUCUAGAAGAAAAUCUUUAUCAAAUGAAAACUUGUAUAUUCCUCCAUGCGGCUUUUGUCAAACCGGAGCAUUUAAAGAAUGUACAGGUACAUCAAAACAUUGUAAAGGUUACAGAAAAGCUUAUUAUCCGAGACAACCUGAUAUAGAAACUACACAGUUGCUAUCAGAAGAUUUCAAAGUACAUUUAGAAAACGUUCAGUAUUUACAAACUGCUGGAAAUUUGCUUACUAUAAGCGAGUUACAAAGAGCAUGUGAGGUGUCACGUGUUCCAAAAUUACAUCAAGAAUUCUGGGAAGUGCCAUUAAAUCUUCAAGAGAAAUGUUAUGUUUCUGGCAGCCAAAGCCGUAAUAGAUAUAAGGGUGUUUUACCAAAUGAACACAGUAGAGUCCAUUUACCAGGACCACAAUCAUAUAUUCAUGCCAAUUACAUUAAAGGACCAGAUUAUACAGAGACUCUUUAUAUAGCCACUCAGGGGCCAAUGGCUCAUACAUGUCAAGACUUUUGGGAAAUGGUGUGGAGUACACAUUGUAAAUGUAUAGUAAUGUUAACAGGUUUAGUAGAAAAAGGUUGGAGUAAAUGUGAACUAUAUUUUCCACUUGGAAAAAAGGACGACAGUACAGAGAAAUCUUUUUACUAUGUUAAAACAACAAAAGUACGCGAUAAAUUUACAUUUGAUACUAAAAUAAAUACUCAACAAUAUGAAGAAGAGACGCAAGCUUUUGAACAAUUAAAUGAAGUCACUUUUGGCAAUUAUAGGAUUACUUAUUUAAGUGAGAGUAAUGUGGAAGAAUGUUACAUAAGGCAGUUAAAAUUGAAUAAAUUAGACUCUUCUGCAGAACCUCGGAUCAUAAGCCAUUACUGGUUGCCGAAUUGGCCAGAUCACAAAAUGGCUUGUCCGGAUCAAGUUUUAAAAAUGGCUGUUGAUAUUUUGAAUCUAAUGUUACCGAUGAGAAAGCUGGCUGAUAAUACUGUAAACGACAUAUCGAAAACAACCGAAGAAUCUCUUUCACAAAGUACAAAAUAUAAAACUGAUCUCAAAUCAAGAAGUAACUCUGAAACUUUUGAACCCAAAAUGUCAAAGAGGGAUGCAAUGCUUGCCAUAUCCAAAGGUACACCUGAAGCUCGUCGCAAGUCGAUGGAAAACGUGAAACUUCCCAUUAUUGUUCAUUGUAGUGCAGGGAUAGGUAGAACAGGUUGCUUCUUAGCGAUUCUCAACGGCAUCCAGCAGCUAAGGACAAAUGCAACUGUUGAUGUUUUAGCUAUUCUGUGUUCUCUUAGACUGAACAGAGGUGGAAUGGUACAAACAGCAGAACAGUAUGAACUCAUUCAUAGAGUUUUAAGUUUGUUUGCGGAAAGUAUGACUUAGGUAUAAUGAAUUAAUGUUGAAUUGUAUUUAAAGAAAUGUCUAGAGAUAUGUGGACAGAUUGAAGAAUAUGAAAAACGAUUUUGAAUAUGAAAUUUGUUGAACUAAUCAAUGAAUAGAAAUUCACUCCGAAUUCAUAUAUAGAUUGGAAACCCGUUGAAAUAUAUAUACAAACCAAUUUUGUGGUAUUGCCAAGCAGGAGAAAAGACUAAUUAGCUAAUUGUAGUGUGAAAAUAUUUUAAAAAACUUAUAUAUAAAAUAUUUAAAUGUACAUUAGAAAACGUUGGAAGUUUUUGUUGACUUCUGAUCUAAAAAAUUAAAAUUUUAAAUUUCUUCAACUACAGUCAUAGUAAUUAAAGUUGAAAAAAAUAGUUUUGAAAUAAUUUUGUUAACAGAAUGCACUCAAUACUUCAAACAAUUUACGUUGAUAUAGAAUAUAAUAUAGUAAACAUAUAAGUAUAAUCAUAUAAUAUUAUAGUGACAGAUACAAAUGAAUAUUAGGAAAUUGAAGCAAAGUCAUCUUCCAAUAUUUGGAAUAUUCUUCAUCAGUGCAAAUACACAUUCUGAAAAAAAUAAUCCGCAUUUUUGUUUUAAACUAAAUUUUUAGAAAUUUGUAAUGUUACCUGCUUUGUUGUGGUCCCACAGCAUCGACUCUGCUUUGAAGUAACUUUUUACACAAGCUUGAACGGUUUAGUUCCUUUGAAGCUGAUUUGUUUGUUGGGAAUCAGGAGCACUUUGAGGUAGGGAUGUUUAAAGAGUCUCUCUGCACGUCUCCUGGCGACUUUCCUCAUUUCAUCUGGAAUACAUUCGACUUGGAGGUUUCUCUGUAGAUUUUCGUUCCAAACACGCCAAGGAGUACUUGCAAUAUUCCUUAUUAAUCGGUUUCGAAGGGUUUUUAAACUAUGAUUGCUUUUUUUAGUACAACCACAUAGUUGCAGGUCAUACAUCCACACCAAUUAGAAAAACCGUUUAUAUAUUAAUAAUUUGUUUUAAAUGGAAAGCUACUUUGUAUUUAACUGUUUAGUUUUCUCUUUAACAAGUUGAUUCCAUUUAAGUUUGAUGUCUAUUUUUAAGCACAGAUAUUUUGCUGUAUUUUAUUAUGAACAAAAUAAUUUGAAAUAUUUUUUUUUCUUUUGCUGUUAAAGUUAAUUUAUACCGAAGUAGAUGCUCUAGGCGGAUUGUGAAGUGGAUGUGACAUAUACGGGUUACGUCGUAGUAUUCCUUAUCUUCACGUUUAACAAACAUUGCGAUAACCUCUAAAUUGGCGCUGUGUGUUGAAAAAAUGGGAGGUAAAGCGAUAACGACGUAGCCCGUAUACUUCACUUCCGCUCCAGAAUACACCUAAAGCAUCUACUUACCUGUCUAUAUAUGACUGUCGUAUUUCAGUUAGUCACUAAAGACAUUUUCUUUCGCUUCAUUAUCAGGCAUUGGUGCCAAAUCUUCUCGAACGCUUUAAAAGUAUCCAGAAAUAUGGCUGAGUCAAUUUUAUGGUAUUUCAGUGAUUUUUCAAUUUUAGUUUCCAGUUGAUCCAAACUCUAUUCAAAUUUCUAUCAUGAAAUCCACAUUGCUGCGGUUUGAUAUUUUUUGACAACUAUGUGGUUAUUUCAGCCUAAAUGAUGCUUCUUCUUCUACUUCUUGGAGAUCUGUCGAUUGUUAACUAUCUUUCCACCUUUUAGGUGGUCUCCCGGGAGGCCUUGAGCCGGGCGGGACUAUUCUCGGAAGUCUGUUCUCGUCCAUCCGUCUUACAUGGUUGUACCACUGCCUCUUACGUUGUUUUCCCCAUCUCACAAUGUCUUGUAUCCCGCACUGCUCUUUGACAUCUGUGUUUCUUACUCUGUCUCUUCUUGAUUUCCCCUCAGCAUUUGUUUCGUCUUGUUGGUGUCCUCGCGGAUUUCCGUGCCGUACGUCAUGAUGGGACUGAUACAAGUAUUGUAGAUUCUAAUUUUGCUAUCUUUGCGCAUGUACGGGUUGAACCAGACUAUAUCUCGUAGGCAUCCUGAUAGUGAGGAUGCUUUGUUAAUCUGGCUUCUUAGGUCUUUAACUGGGUCGUGGGUACUUAAUAUAACUAUGCCCAGAUAUCUGAAUUGCAUAACUUGUUCUAUGGGAUUGUCCUCCACCACCAGCUUACAUCUGAGCGGAUCCUUCGCGAUUGUCAUACAUUUGGUUUUGCUGAUAGAAAUGUUCAUAUUCAGUUGUACCAAGAAGAACUGGAAGAGUUGUUUUUGUAGGUCGUUUUCACUGUCUAAUUCCUCCCGGUGUUGGGAUAUUUUCAGUGAAUUGAUUUCCUACCUUGACCUUUGUUACGUUAUUGUUAUUUAGGUUAUGGAUUAUCUUCGUUAUGUUUGCUGGUGCCUUAUUUUCUAUCAAUAUAUGCAAAAUGUCUCCCAACCGGACCCUAUCAAAUGCCUUUGUUAGGUCAAUGAAGCAGAUAUACGCUGGCAUAUUGUACUGUAGCCUUUUCUUUUAUUUGUUUUAUUAUGAACACUGCGUCUGUUAUUGACUGUCCCUUUGUAAAGCCUUGUUGUUUUCAGCAUUCUUAAUUUGUGUUUCCAGUUUGCCCUUGAGAAUAUUCGUGAAAAUUUUCAUUACCAUAUUCAAGAGAUUUAUUCCUCUAUAGUUUUCUGGGCAGGUUUUUAGUCCUUUCUUGAAUACAGGUAUGGUGAUUCUGUUUUUCAGUUUCUUGAGUUUUGCUUCCACCUCUUCAUAAGCGACCGUACCACUUAUAUCUGUUUCGUAUUCGUUUAUAUUCGGCAUUUCCUUAGCAUCGUAAAGCUCUUUAUAAUGCUGUUGCCAUGUCUCUAUUGGUACUCCUUUGGUCUGCACGAACUCGUUAACUUGUUUUUUUCUGUUCCGAAUCAUUUUCCACACUUUCCUUUGGGCGCCAUACCGAUCGUGGUCCAUGUCACUAGUUAAUUAGCCCAGUGUGCUCUUUUGAUUGAUCUUAUUCUUUCUUUCGACAGUGCGCUUUUGUAUGUUGAGUAACAUUUUCUUUUUGAUUCAGAGAGUUCUUUUACCUCUUGACAAAACCAUGGUUUGGUGUGGUUUGUCACGUUUACAUUAAUUUUACGAUUUCCAAUCGCUUCCUCCGCUGUUUCUUUGAUGCAUUUCGCAGUACUUUGCCAGCUCUCUUCUACUCCCCAUUCUGGUUUCAAAUCUAUCUCUCCGUUGUUAGAGACUCCAGAUUGUACUUUCGAUUAACUGUGGGUGUUUUCUCUUUUGUUGUGGACGUUUUAGUAGUAUCUUGCCAAGAACAAGGUUGUGAUCAGUCCCCAGGCUAGUGCUCUGACGUCGAGUACUUGUGCGGGUGUUAUUACUCGAUUUGUGAGUAUGAAGUCUAUCAUCGAUCGCUGGCCUCGAUUGUUAUUGAAAGUGUAUUUGUGUUGGUCUUUAUGUGGAAAGUACAUGUUAUUGAUCCUCACUUCAUUUCUAGCGCAGAAGUCUAUUAGUACUUCGCCGUUUUCAUUAAUUAUGGUUUCAUUAUACUUUUGCUUCACGCCUGGUAUUACAUCGUUCCCGAUCCGUUCAUUAAGAUUUCCGAGUAUGAUAAUUUCGUCUUUAGUAUUUAUGUUGUUCAUGAUGUUUUGUAGUUGCUGAUAGAAGUGCAGAUAAAUGAUGCAUUAAUUAGAAAUGUAAGAUUUACCAUAGCUUUUCUAAAUAAUUUGUUCAAUAUCUCAUCACUAAUCGAUUAAAAGCUAAGGAUUUUUUUGUAUUGAUAUUAUUUUGGACUAUUUUAUAAAAUUUUUUUAUUGGCCGAUACUAUAGUCUUGAAUUCAGUUGCCUCUUGUUCAUGAUCCACUCGUGUUUAUUCAAGAUUUUGUUAAUAGAUAUUUUGUAUGUAAUUAACAACUUAUCUUUAUUGUCUACAGAUCGCUUCUUUUGCAAUACUUUUAUAAGGUACUUUUAUUUUUUUUAAACAUUUAGCUAAGCUUAGUGUGGGUAAUAGUCUAAGAGCUGGUCGCUAUCUCGACUAAGGUACUCGUCACAAAGCUACAAUUUCUUGUAUGAUUGAUUUAAUUAUAGUUAAGUAUCAAAACGUACUUCUGCUUGGUGUGGUGCUGUUGCAAUAAUACCCCUUUUAUUUUUAUAAUUGUAAUUGUUGUUAAAUAUUGUUUCACACGUCUACCGUUGACAAAUGUUUUAAUUUAUAUUAUCUGGAAUCUGUAAAAAAAUUGGCAGAAUAGUCUGGCGCUUACAAGUAUCUCCAGGUGAGUUUGACAUUAUGACAAAUGAAUGAAUUUAAUAUUAUACUUUAAGAAUAUAAUAUUUUAAUUACAAAAUAGUUAAGAAUUACCUGCAGAUUGACUUGAUGUUGAAAGAUAUUUUGACUUGAGUGUCAUUUGUCAUUUAUCUCAAGAGGCAAGAUGACAUUUUUAUAUUUAUGUUCACGUGAUUUUCUAAUUUUCAAAAUAUCAUGACACUUUGAGAAAAUCGCAGACUUGAACUUAAUUAAUUUCACACAAUUAUUGUUUUUACAAAACACACAAACAACUUCUUGUGCACAAAAAUUUUUAUAGCAAUUGCUAUGAUACACAGCUGCAUUACUUGUUUUGUCAGGAAAAACAGUGUCACUAUAUUUAUCUCCAAACGCUUGUAUAUUCUUCAAUAAUUCAAAUGUUUAUGAUAAAAUUGCAGGCGUAAAUUUUUUCAACCUUUCACUAUCUUAUUUUUUACAAAACACGCAGACAUUUUUUGGUGUCGAUUUCUCACAUUUUCACUGUAAGUUAAAAAUGACACAGAACUGGAAUCAAAAAUAAUACUAACAUAUGUUUGAAACAAUUAAUAAUUAAAACAAAGCUGGCGAUGGUAAACUAGAAAAAAAUCUGUUUGUAGAGAAAUUGUAUAAGUUAACUUUCUCCGAAAAAGCUAGCGUUGCAACUGACGAACUCAACGGAAAUUUUCCUCACAAUAGGCUAUGCACAAAGCAAUCUAUGUGAGGCCUGUAUUUAGGUAUACAAUGUUUAGACGAAGGGUCGAUGAAGGAUUGUGACGAAAUCUGUAGAAUAUUAAUAUACCUUCAAUUUUUCUACAGUAAGAAUAGUAUAUGUAUGUAUAUGGGGUUCGAACACGAAUGCAUCCUCUUCAGAUUAAUUUUAGAAGUAUUUACAACCGAGAAAAUCUUUUUUUUUACACGUUUAAAAUGGUAUGAAUUGAAACAUACGUAAAUAGCAGACUUGGUAAAGCAUAUUAUUAAAUAUGAGGAUAUAUUGAAAAAUGCUUAGUCUACUAUAGAACCAAACAAAAUUUCCAUGUCAAAAUAUUUUAUUACUCAACAUAUUCUACUCUGAAUUUCAAAAAAAAAUGUUUCUUCUUGCUCUGUAAACCAGACCUCAACAGCUUUUAUAUUACCUCCUCGUUGGAAGACUUUUUAAACGAACUUUUAUUCAGUUGAGGAAAGGGAUGAUAGUGGGACGGAGCCAAAUCUGGUGAAUAAGGGGGAUGUUCUAGUAAUUCAAACCCUAAAUCACGAGUUUUUUGCAAGGAAAUAUGAGAUUUGUGAGCAGGGGCGUUGUCCUGCAAAAACAAAACAUCUUUGGAUAGCUUUUCGUCUUUUCUCUUUAAUUUAUUCCCGUAUAGAGGUCACUAAUGUCGAAUAGUAAUAUCCAGUUAUUGUUCUACCCUUAUCCAUGAAAUCAAUCAUGAUUACUCCAUGACAAUCCCAAAAAACUGAAGCAAGAAUUUUUUCAGCAGAUUUUUGGACACGAAACUUCUUAGGUCUUGGGGAACCAGAGUGUCGCCAUUCCAUCGAUUGUUGCUUUGUUUCUGGAUCCAUAGUAACAAUUCGGUUUAAGAAGUCUACAUCGUUUUCAAAUCGAGCACAGAUCGAACGCGAUGCUUCUACCCUUGCACGCUUUUGGUCAACAUUCAAACAUUUGGGGAUCCAUUGUGCAGCAAUUUUUCUCGUGUCCAAAUUGACGUGAACUGAUAUUGAUUGAUAUUUUCCAUCCAGACAAGUUACCAUAAUCUGAGGUUAUAUCUAGGAGAAAAUUUUUUCAUACUUCUAACAAAAAACUGUUUUUGAUAGCUCCGCUUGCUGCCUAAUUUCGUGGACAUAUAACGUAAUAGAUUUGAUAACUUCGUAGUCAUUUAAAUGAAUGCCUUGUGAAAUGUUUUUAUGUAGGUAGGUAUACAUCCAAUUUUUUAAUUUCUAGUGUGGAUAAUUACUCUUGUUCGUAUUAUAAGAGUCCAUUUAUAUUCCAUUGAAGUAACCAGUGCUUUUUCCAUUGUUCUGUAGCUGAUACCACAGAAGGGUUCGGAUCUCUUGAAGGGCUUGUCUGCCCCCGCUUUAAAGAGCUUAUCAGCUAUUUAAUUUCCCUUCGUUCCGGUGUGUCCUGGGUUCCGUUGUAGGGUAACUUUAUUUUUCUUGCCUAGCUCCUUUAAUUUUUCUAGGCAAUCUCUAACUUGUUUGGAUUUUAUGAUAUUGGAGCUUAGAGCUCUAAUAGGAUGAUGAUUUCCUGUUUGCUCUUUGUUCCUUUGCCCUUUGCUCCUCUCUAGAUUGAACCGACCACAUUUUUCAAUUGCAUAUAUUUCUGCUUGAAAAAUGCUUGGUGCGUUGCUCAGGCUUUAAGAGUGUUUGGUUCGGGGCCCGUACACUCCUAUUCCAGUUCCGUCUGCUGUUUUAGAGCUGUUUAGUUAAUUUUGCCGGGAUGAUAGUGCUUCCAAAUUUUGGGUUUUCAGAUAAUUCAAAUAAAUUAGUUAAUUUCAUAAUUUUUGAUUGUGAAAUUUGAAAUAUAAAACAUAAUUUUCUUUUGAUUGUGAAAUUUGAAAUAUAAAACAUAAUUUUCUUUUGAUUGCUUAAGUACUAUUUAUUUAAUGUUCUAAAUACUCAGAUGUUGUGAAUUCAGCAAGAUCUUUAACAAUAUUUAAUGAAAAAUGUGUUCCAAAAACACUAUACCUGACUAUUCUCGUUACCUUUCUUUUACUAUUUCUCUUUCUUAUAAUAGGGGUUGUAUUAUUUAACUGAUUACUAUCUAAUCUUUCAUCAUACUGUUAAUGCUUCUAGGAUUGUUAAUUAUGCUCUCUAUAUUCAAACUAUGUUCAACUUGAUGGUACACCCUGUAUUUCUAUACCAUUCUGGAAUGAUUGUAGUAUACAAUAUUUUUGGUUUUCUAAUGUCAUUAAUUUUUUUCUAGCAAUAAGUACAUUUCUUUCAAUUUAAUAUCUAUUUGUUCUCUUGAUUAUAUAUAUUCUACAAUGUAAAAUAAAAUAUAAAAUAAAAAAAAACUUUCAUGUGAAGGACUUCUUUUCAAUUGCUGUCCAACGGUUUUAUAAAUUAAAAGCCAUUUUAUUCCCUUACAUCUGUUUUUAGUACUAUCGAAUUGUGCUACAACUAAAACUAUUUUUGUUUGAACUAUCGAAUCAAUUUCCUACACUAUUUUUAUUUGUGAAUUAAAAUAAUGUAAUUGCUCAGUUAUUGUUUUCUCCUGGUUGGUUAUAUAACUGCUAUAUAAUAGUUUUUUGAUAGAACGUUCACUCAAGAUAUGUUACCGCCUUUUUUACAAUGAAUAUAUAUUGCAUUUAUUAAAUAGAAAAUAAGAAAAUUCGAAAAUUAACAUAAAUGUAUUCCAAUCGUUCAUGAUAUUUGAAAGGAUUUUUGAUAUACCCAUAGUAGUUGUAAUGGAAGUUAAUGUAUGUAUCAAGAUUUUAGAAUUCUCAGUGGCGCGUGCCAUAAUUAAAAAAUAUAUAUAGAAAUGUUCUUUGAAACACUCUUAACUUUUUUAAAAAGUAUUUUUAUUUACAAUAAACGACUUAUAAUUUCUACAGAAAAUAAUUUUACAGACAAAUCAAUACUUUAACAAUGAACAGUAACAAAACAAUGAAUGAACUCGAAUUUAAUGCAAUGAAUUUAUAUUUAUUUGAUACGUAUUUUGGAAUCCUAUCUAGCACUUUUUUCCAUUUAUAUAAAUACUGUGGAAUGUAGAGUAUCAAAAACUAUCAUUAUUAGAACUAAGGAUCUUUUCGAUUUUAAUUGUCUUGGUAUUGCUAUUGCAGUCUCCUUAAUCCAACUAGACCAUGGGCGCUCUCCAGAAUAAUUGGAGAAUCCUUCGGACGUCACUGGUUUUGAAGCAAAGUUCGUCGACUAGAUCAAAUCGUAGGAUUCUCCUCUGUAUAUUUAUAAAAGUUUGACAAUUGCAGGGGAUGUGUAUCGUAGUUUUCUCCUCUAAUCCACAGACUUGACAGUCUGAAUCGGCGGCCCGUGCUCUGCAGUGAGGCCAUAAAAUGGCAGUCCAAAUACGAAACCAAAUUUGUUGGAGAUAUGCAGAAUCAUGUUUAAAACAUUUAAGAAAAGUCAGUACAAGAAAUUGGUUAUGUUCUCAUUUUUCGGUAGUUUGUAACUACUAGUUUUACUAAAGCUAUAUCAUACAAUCACAUAUACAGUAAGUGGCAAGGGACAAAGUUGCCAAUGCGUGAGUUAUAAAAGGAAACAACAUUGUCGAUGUACAGGCAUGAAUAACAACACCAUUGUGUAGACUUGAAUCAUUAUGAGAUAACAAAAAAUAUUAUGGUAUAAAAAAAACAGAAUCGGAAUACAAGUCUUCUAGUGAGAAAGGAGUAAAUAUAGGAAUAAUUUUGUGGACUGUGACAUUAAAUGAAAAUUGAAUAUACAAGAUGAUCCAGAAUUCUACACUUGACAGUACAUCCAAAAAUAAUGGUACUUCUCAAUGUAUCUUUUUUUUCUAUUAUGAAGCAAUGAAGAAGUACAACAGUUGAAAGGGAACCACUUCUUCAAAUAUCUGUAGUUUUGAGUAUGGCGUUCUUAUUUUGGUUGUGAUUGUAACAUGAGGGUUGAAACAAUUUCACAAAAUUUGUCUUUAGGCCCUUCUACGAAAGGUGUGCUCUUCUAAUAUUCUUUUAAAUACUUGUAUCUCCUGUAUUUUGCAAUUUUGGAAAAAGUGUUCAUUAUUUUUGUUUUUUUAUAAAUUGUCCAAAACUGUUUCCUUUCUUGAUAGUUGGCUUUGUCACUAAACUAUCUGGUUUUUGUAACAUAACUUGUUCAUUAUUAUAUGAAAUACUCACGCACAUAAUCAAAAUAAUAUAUUAUGCAAUUGGCAUGAAAUAGCUAUUUCUAAUUAAUUGCAAUUUGUACUUUGUCUACUACUGUUUCCUAUUACAUGUAAAUUAAUAAAUAAAAAACAAAAAUCGAAUAAAAGAUUUAUAUUAUUGUGUACCGAGUGUAAAACUUUUUAUUUUUAACCAAUUUGCUAGAAUAAGUUACUAAAACGUUUUCUGAAAAUGCAAUUCAAGAAGAGAACACAAGAUUAUUAAUAAUCUUUUUUAUGCUAGUAGUAACAAAGUUUUUAUUUUUAUCAACUUCCUCUAAUUAAAUUAAUAAAAAUGCGAAAA
Molecule: messenger RNA, 11769 nt
Organism: Diorhabda carinulata
Lineage: Eukaryota; Metazoa; Arthropoda; Insecta; Coleoptera; Chrysomelidae
Exons: 10
Coding region: 301-2430 (709 amino acids)
Biological process (GO): protein dephosphorylation
Molecular function (GO): protein tyrosine phosphatase activity
Source: RefSeq, a predicted model, not a curated record